Molecule: messenger RNA, 957 nt
Organism: Rubroshorea leprosula
Lineage: Eukaryota; Viridiplantae; Streptophyta; Magnoliopsida; Malvales; Dipterocarpaceae
Source: the annotation of a GenBank genome assembly
AGGAUUUUGGAUUUUUGGAUUUGGGUUUUUAAUAUGUUUUUUGGUAAUUGUUCCUUUAACCGUAAUAACUCUUUGUUGCUAUUGUUUCAUCUGUUAAUGCUAAGAUUUUGCGACUUAAAUCAAUUGGGAUUUUUUUUUAUUGUUGUUCGAUUUGAAAUUGGGUUUUUGUCUUUGAGAGUUUUCCUCUUUUGUUCUUCACAAAUCUUUGUUUUUCUUGCACAUUUGCUGCUUGGUUAAUGCUAAUGGGAUGUAGAAUUAUGGAUAGUUCUUUUCCUGCACAGUUACUGUCCUUCAAAAAGCUUUAAUUCAAAAUUUGUGUGAAGAGCUGGUGUAGAUGUCUUUAGUUGGGCGGCCCUACCUGUCUCUAUAGAGUUGAUAAAACUUUGCUACAUUAUGGUAUGUUGGAGAGAAGGGAGGUGAAUCUUAAGUAUUAGAGUGGAUAAAAUGAAGCUAUUGUAGAGUCAAGAGUUUUUACUUUCUUUUCUCUCAUUUGUUUGUAUUAGUGUGCAGAAAAUGUGUGAUUAGUUUAUUCUUCAUUCUCUUCAUUCUCUGGGAGUGGUUACUGAGAUUGAGUUACUGAGAGAAUUAGGAUGGAACAUUAAAAAAUGAGAAAUCUUAUGUUAUAGCUAAUGUUUAGAAUUUUCAUUUUAAGCUAUAACUUAGUAAUACAGCAGACUUCCAUUUGAGCAUUGUUUAAUAAUUAAUUUAAAGAUACUGUUGUUUUGGUCUGUUAAGUGAUUCUAUUACUCAGAAAUGUAUGCUCAAGUUUUGUGUUUUAUGCUGAUCAUUAAUACAGUAGUUGACUGUCUCAGAUGAUUUUGAGUAUGCCGUUUAUUCUUCAUCUGAGCUUAUGUUCAGCUUUGAGCAUUGAAAAUUGAAAGCAAAUUUAUCUAAUUUUCUGUAGACCUUUAAAUUGCAGUUGUUAAGAAGUUUUCCUUGCCAAAUGAUGACAAAUUG